This is a messenger RNA of Hippocampus comes (tiger tail seahorse), 4686 nucleotides long. RefSeq names its product zinc finger E-box-binding homeobox 1-like. Bases 526 to 3726 code for a protein of 1066 amino acids. The transcript has 8 exons. The record is from RefSeq and is a predicted model, not a curated record. Lineage: Eukaryota; Metazoa; Chordata; Actinopteri; Syngnathiformes; Syngnathidae. Gene Ontology annotation, molecular function: RNA polymerase II cis-regulatory region sequence-specific DNA binding; DNA-binding transcription factor activity, RNA polymerase II-specific. Gene Ontology annotation, biological process: anatomical structure development; regulation of transcription by RNA polymerase II.
AACUGAUUAUGCAAAAACAAGAGUGGGAAUACUUUCAUCUUCGGCGUCAUCGCUCACACCGGGCUCGUUUAACUAAUCCGCUAAUUCUACGCAAACCCACGUGGAAGUGCUUGUCCACGCCACAGAAACUGGACCACAUGGCAUCGUGUAGCAACUACUUUACGCACCUGUAAAUUCGGCGAGGGUUUUGAGUCGAAAAACACACAGUGUGGUACUUUGCGCGCUGUGCUGACAUUAGCCUGCUAAUAAUAGGGACCGUUAGUCGCGCGUGGAUGGGAGGGGGUGGAGAACACCUUUCCCCCCUCUCUCCUGUCGUGAUGACGUCAGGACGGUGCGUCCGUCCAGGAGCCAUCAUCAUCACCAUCCUCCUCAUCCUCCUCCUGCUCAUGUUUACCUGAAGGCGGCUCGGCGAUGGCUUAGAAAUCAGAAGAAUUAAAAGAAUACCUGCUGAAGCUCGACCGGAAGCGGAUCUCGUGGCGUGCGUGUCGCGAGGACCUGGACACACACACGCACAAGGGGCUGCAAAUGACAACCUGCGCAGUGACAAACUUGAAUGGUGGCUUGGAGGCCAGCAGCUCCGACUCGGAUGAUGAUGACAAGCUACACAUCGUGGAAGACGAAAGCCCGCCGGACGCCGAUGCCUUCGCUGUUGCGAGGAGGGGCCGCCGCCAUCCCAAAGAUGCAACAGAUGCCAACAACGCAGUAUUAGCACACAACGGAGCCUGGAAUGGAGUGAAAGAGGAGGAGGAGGAGGAGUGUGUGUCCGGAGAUGAAGAUGAAGAUGGAAAGGUGGAGGCGCAGGUUGUCGUGAAGAAAGAAGUGGAGGAGGAGGAGAUCCUUGAGAAAGAAGGCACGGCCGUCCUCUGCCCGCAAGCCCCCGACGAUGAGCAGAGUCCCAUGGAGACGGGGGGCGCCGACGAAAACGGCACGCCGGACACGCUUCAACUGCACACGUGUCCGUACUGCUCGCGGGGCUACAAGCGCAAUGCUUCACUGAAGGAACACAUCAAGUAUCGGCACGAAACCAGUGAAGACAACUACCGCUGCUCGCACUGCAGCUACACCUUCACGUACCGCUCGCAACUCGAGAGGCACAUGAGCCACCACCGGGGCAACAAGGAGCAGCGUCACGUGCAGCCAUCCGGUGGUGGUGGAAGUGGAGGAGGCGCUCGCAAGUUCAAGUGCACGGAGUGCUUCAAGGCCUUCAAGUACAAACACCACCUGAAGGAGCACUUGCGCAUACACAGCGGCGAGAAGCCAUAUGAGUGCUCCAACUGCAAGAAGCGAUUCUCCCAUUCAGGCUCGUACAGCUCGCACAUUAGCAGCAAGAAGUGCGUGAGUGCGGCCUGCACCCCCAACGGCCUGGCGCGCAAGCCUGUUAAAUCACCGCAGCCCAUCGGCGACAACCCGCGGGUCGCCAUCACCUCGGCCCGCGUGGAAAGCAAACCACUCCAAGAGCAGCUGCCCCUCACGCAAAUCAAAUCAGAGGUGACCGAGCCCCCAAGCAAGCCGGCCAUUGUGGCGGCGCCGGCCGCCAACGGGGCGGCACCACAGCCCCAACAACCCCUGUCUCAGGGUGUAGCUAUGGUGCUCCCAACUAUGGGUCUGGUGCCGCCCAUCAACAUCAACCUGAGUGAGCUGCAGAACGUCCUGAAGGUGGCUCUGGAUGGGAAUGUUUUGAGGCAGGUUCUGGGGACUGCCAAUGGGGCCGUGGUGCAGGGCAAGCCGGGAAUCGUGGUACAACAACCUCAGCAGCAGAUCAUCAGCCUGCCUGCCUUUGUGGACCACGACGGGACCACCAAGAUCAUCAUCAACUACAGCAUCGGACCCGCGCCUGCCACCGCUGCCACAACUGUCACCUCUGCCCAACCCAUGCCUCUUUUUGUCAAAAACAACAUUGUCCCGGCUGCACCCAUCCCGACCAAAACGGACAAGCCACCGACUUCUAAGAUGGACCUCAGCUUGGUCAAGGAUGAACCCGAAGAGUCGGUGCUCAUCACGGAAACAAAAACAGACCAAGUGAUGACCGUCAAGAAGGAAGAAGGUGAGGUACCUCCACCCAACUCUGAGUCCAGCACUUGUUCUCUCUGCGAUGAGUGCCCCGAGCAUCUGGAGGCACUGCACUUGCUCCAGCACCACAAGGCAGCCAAUGGGGAGGCGGUGGACUCGGCCGCCUUGGACCCAUCCUUUGCCGCCUUGCUUAGUGAUGCUGGGGUGACAGUGCAGCAGGAGCCAGCCGUGGACGACCUCCUGACCCUCCUCAAGACCUACUUCGCCUCCAAUGCCAACCCCAACCAGGCCGAACUGGAGAAGAUCUCAGACUCGGUUAGUAUUCCUGUGGGCGUGGUGCGUAAGUGGUUUGCCAAGAUGAACUCUGGGACAAAGAGCUGCCAAGACAGGACAGCAUCCAAACAGACUGAAUCCUUAAACUGUGAGUCGGAGGACACCAAGCAAGCUGCUUCUAGAUUACAGUCUGAUUCCCCGUCGUUAAACGCCAGUGACCUGGUCAUCGUCAAAAGCGAGCCAGAGGACCCCGAGGCUCAAGAGUCCCAGGCGGAACCCUUGGACCUGUCCCUCCCAAAGCACCUCACCGCUCCCAUUACUGCUGCACCCUCAGAGGAUGCACCACCUGCCAAAAAAACAUCGCACCCUCUGAAUCUGACCUGUCUGAGGAAGGAACAGGUGGGGGGUCGUACUGUCUAUGUGGCCACGCCCCAGACACGUAGAACCGCUGUCAGCAUUGUGCCCAGCUCUCAGCUGCCCACACUGGUGGCCAUCACGGGUCAGGGCACAGUGGGCUGCCUUGGUACCCUGGGGGGCUCGGCCAAGCGCACCAUCCUCAUCCCACAGCUCACCUAUACGUACGCCAACACGGCCGGAGGCGCAGCCAAGACGGUGGUGCUUAACGGACACAAGACGCCGGCCCCGAGUACCGACGCUGUGGCGGACGAGCAAAAGGAGACGUUGGUCAUGAAGAAGCCCCGUCUGGAAAACGGUGUCUAUGCUUGCGACCUGUGCAACAAGGUCUUUCAGAAGGGGAGCUCCUUGCUCAGGCACAAAUACGAACACACAGGAAAGCGCCCUCAUGAGUGUCCAGUGUGCAAGAAAGCCUUCAAGCACAAGCACCAUCUAAUUGAGCACUCGCGCCUCCACUCGGGUGAAAAACCCUACCAGUGUAACAAGUGUGGCAAGCGCUUCUCGCACUCUGGCUCCUACUCGCAGCACAUGAAUCAUCGCUACUCCUACUGCAAGCGAGACGGCUCCGAUUCCGGCUCCAGCCCGGACGGCGAUGCCACCGCCAUCGUCGUGGGCGACCUGGACGCCACGCUGGACUCGGAAGUCGGCGAGAGCGAAGAGGACGACGAAGCCAUGUGCGUGGAUGACAUCCGAGUCGUCCAAGUGGACGACGGCGAGUGCGAAAUUUACGAGGGCAACUUUGACGACGACGACGACGACGAAGAAGAUGAUGACGAUGAUGUGGAAGAUGAAGAACAUGAAGAAAAGAAGGAGAAAAACCUGGACGUGGAUGAAUUUGCGUGCCAGGUGGUCGAGGUGGAGCUGAAGCACGAUCAGACACAGGAGUCUGCCGUCGAGCAGAAGGUGGACAAGGCCGAGGCUGCCGGCGUCCACCUGGAACAGAUGGCGGACUGCGCGUAUAAAAGCAUCAGGGACUGGUCGGACAGUGAAGAGUCCUCCGAUGACCAAGCUGUGACGGACACCAAAUAAGCCAACCAUCCUCCUGCCCCACCUUUGGGACACUUUGAGAGCCACACGGCUUCGACUCCGGCUUCUGCUCCUGCACUGGUUCUGGGUCUAGGUCUCCAAUUCAGUAGGGAAUACAGACCCUCUUGAAAAUGGACCCCUCUUUAGAAUAGCGACGACCCCCCUCACCAAAAUGACAUUGAAACUGUGACAACCUUGAAAUUGGCCGUUACUCUUCUUUUCGUCACAGAAGUAAUGGCUUUACAAUGUUUGGCAGCCCCCAGAAAGGUUCAGAAUUGCCUAUAGAUGCCAAGUUGGUGGCAAAGCACUAACUUUGUCAAGAGGAAACUUAUCAACUCCAAUAUAGUUCCUUGGCGCCAAGAUGCCACGAGAUGCUGGCAAAGCACUACUUUUGUCAAUAUGAAGCUCCUCAAUUCACUUCAAAAUUGUUGUUCGGCGCUCCGAUUUUUAUUGCUUUUAUUGCUUUUGUCUGAGCACAGAAACAUAAUUAUGGAGGAUAGGUUAAACCCCCAACAACCCCCUCCCCCUCAAAAAAAUCUGCGAUUAGGUAAUUUUGCAUAUACUGAACCGCAAAUAUGUGGGGGAUCACUGCACUUAAAAUGUAUGCUUCAGUAUAUUUUAGCCACGGGUGGUCAUAUUCUACGGGGUCCAUUUGCAAUCUUACAAAGUAUACCGGCUCCGACUCUGACUCCAGCUCCGGUCCUGGCUCCAAUUCCGGCUUCGACUUUGACUCCGGUUGGCUGCUUUUCACGGUCCACAACUGUGUCCAAACACCCAGGUGUGCCUGAACUUGUUUUGUUCUUUCUUUCUCGUGCAAAUAUCAGUGUUACAAAUGUUCAUAGACGCUUUGCAUCAUGUUACUAACUCAAUUUUUUUUUUGUUUGAUUUUGGGUUGCCAACGUUUCUGACGUCAUCAGUAUUUUCCUCGAGUUCUACGAACAAAAAAAAAAUCAAACAAACAAA